UCGAACCGCCCUGCCCUCUCGCAGCUUCUUCGCGACCUUAGCUUCGAGCUUUGUGCGUCCGUCUUUCUCAGCUCGGGAACUUCGCUGAUAAUCGAAGGAGUUGAAUUGUUUUGUUGCGACAUUCCUGAAUGAGCGCUCUUUUGCCUGUAACCCGUGCGUUGCUUGGUGUUUGCUCUGUUGCUGGAUUGUUUUUCCAUCGCGUUUUCACCGCUUAAUUUUUCCCCUUUUUUUUUUUUUUUUUUUAAUUGUUAUUUUCACACCCCCCCCAAUUUCUCUCUCGUGGACUUUUCAAAUCUGUCUUCGUCUAAAACGCCUCAAAAUAAGUCCCGCUCAAUCUUAAUACCAGAACAGCAUGUCGGCUCACCCUCAGCGGUCGCCAACAGGCGCAGUUCAUCCUCACCAGACGCCCCUGCCGCCCCACCCUCAAGUUAACGGCCACCUGCCUAUCCAGGCCCAAGGCCAGAGCGGUCCGCCUUUGACGACAUGGCAGAAGAUCCUGCAGGUAAACGAAGCGAUUUGGCUUCAGCUUGGCAACUUGUGCGAGAUGAUGGGAAAUCUUGACGGUGCGAUUGACGCAUAUCAACAUGCAUUGCGGCAUAAUCAGUACUCCGUCCCCGCGAUGAGCGCCAUCUCGUGCAUCUAUCGAACAAAGGAGGAGUUUCCAAAGGCCAUUGAGUUUCUCCAGAAUAUUUUGAAGAUAGAUCCCCAGAGCGGAGAGUCAUGGAGCAGCUUAGGCCAUUGUUACCUCAUGAUCGAUAAUCUUCAAGAUGCGUACAGCGCAUACCAGAAUGCUCUGUAUCAUCUUCGCGAUCCUAAGGAACCGAAACUUUGGUAUGGCAUUGGUAUACUUUAUGAUCGUUAUGGCUCGUUGGAUCAUGCCGAAGAGGCAUUCUCGCAAGUCAUGCGGAUGCAGCCAGAUUUUGAGAAAGCAAAUGAAAUCUAUUUCCGUCUGGGUAUAAUAUACAAGCAGCAACAAAAGUUUCAUCAAAGCCUUGAGUGCUUUAGGUACAUUGUCAAGGACCCUCCUCGCCCGUUGACGGAAGAAGAUAUCUGGUUCCAGAUUGGGCAUGUCCAUGAGCAGCAAAAAGAUUUCGAGGCUGCCAAAGCAGCAUAUAAGAAAGUGCUUGAUCGCGAUCCACAGCACGCCAAAGUAUUGCAGCAGCUUGGUUGGUUGCAUCAUCAGCAGAGUAGCAGCUAUGCCAGUCAAGAACAAGCUAUUGAAUACUUGGAAAAAUCAGUUGCUGCAGACACAAACGAUGCGCAGAGUUGGUACUUGCUUGGCCGUUGUUAUAUGUCCCAGGCCAAAUAUCCCAAAGCAUACGAGGCCUAUCAACAGGCCGUAUACCGAGAUGGUCGAAACCCAACAUUCUGGUGCUCAAUUGGCGUGUUAUACUACCAGAUUAACCAAUAUCGUGACGCCCUGGACGCCUACUCGCGAGCUAUCCGCCUCAAUCCCUAUAUCUCGGAGGUUUGGUAUGACUUGGGAACUUUGUAUGAAUCGUGCAACAACCAAAUUGCGGAUGCCCUCGACGCCUAUUCCCGCGCGGCGGAGCUUGAUCCCAAUAACGUUCAUAUCAAAGCUAGAUUGCAGUUGCUUCAAAGCGGACAAGCUGCGAAUCAAGGGAAUGCCCCAGUUCCCCAGGAUGUCCACCCACAAGCGUACCAAGUGGCAGGCGUUGGCCCUCCCGGCCCGCAAUGGGGUGCUCAGGCUCCUUCUGGCGCUCCUCCGGCCCAACCCUCAGUUCCCUCUGCCCGGGUCACCGAAUGGGCACGGGGAGUGAAUGAAGUCCAAGGACAAGCUGCUACGUCCAACCAGUACGACCAACGGGAGAAUUUGCGAGGCAUCCAACCGCAACACCCAAGCCCCAGGUCUGAUCAAGUUCGGCCGCCAUUCCCAGACCAGGCUCGAAACAACGCCGGGCGUAAGGGACUUUCCCCAUCUCCUAAGUUCAAUCUAGCGGCUCCCAAUAACUACCCUGGACCUCAAACCCUUCCACAGCUCGGGGCUCCCCCACAGGGUGCUGAACGAGGUCCCAAUGGUGCGGCGUUCGGUUCCUCUGUUCGGCCUCCUCCGUUGGCUCAGAAUGGAGCUAAUGGCCCGGCUGGAAUUAACGGUGCUGCUGCUGGUGCUCAAAUGCCCCCCUAUGGUAGACCUUUCACUCCUCCGACCGAGAUCCGUCCUAUUCGAGACGAUAGACCGACGUCCCCGAGAUCAACUUAUCCACACCCACAAUAUCAUCAGGCCCCUGCUCCUCAAAAUGGUGGAGGUAUUGCGGGCGGCGCUCCUGCCCCGGCGGCUGCUAUCGCGGCCGCUGAAGCAGCGCAGCGGGAGAGGGAUGAACGUCCUCCAUCGUCCAUGAAACGGGGCCGUGAGUGGGAAUCGGAUCAGGGACCAUCAAAGAAGAUUGCCAAUGAGGAAAAUCGCGCUCGAUUGGAUGAGCAGCCCGGCCGAAUCCCAUCUCCUCGUGAGCUUCGCCGUCGCAGCUCUUCGGAGGUCCGACGCGAGGAACAGCGACGAGGCCAUGACAACUAUCAUCCUUCGGAUGCCGCUCACCAUCCACCAAGCCUGCCGUCCAUCCAACACAUGCAACCUCAGCAACCUCCCAAGAUCCCUUCUGUCCCAGACACUCCUGCAAGUGUCCAGGCUGCCUCGCUUCCUAGCAUGCCUUCUGCCGGUUUACCGUCGGGCCCCAUAGCUCCCAGUGAGGAGCGUGAUCGCAAGGAUCAGGCCCACGUUCAACACGAGCCUCCUGCUAGGAAGAUGGAGGUCGAUGAGGACUAUGACGAUGAUGGAGAAGAUGACAAGAAGGGUGCUGCACUGUCAAAGAACGGUAGCCCCGGUGGCGCUGCCGCUAAUGCUGGGGUUGCAAAUGGAACCAGCCAGUCUAACCAGUCAAAGGCGGAACCAUCCAGCUAGAAAGGAUGCCUGUGAGCUGAUUUGGACUCCCUGCUUCCCGGUCUUUUCUCUUUUAUUCCGGACAUUUGACUGAAAGACUCUUUUAAAGGAAUUGAGAUUGUGACCCUAUGUGUUAUGUGUUUCCUUUUGAAUUUGGAGGACCAAAAAAAAAAAAAGGGAGCUUUUUGCCCUGUACCUUGAUGCACACCCCCUGUACGCCUUGUAUACCUACACCCUGAUAUUCCAGGCUGGGCUGUUUUUAAUUUUGUGAUAUUAUUUCGCCUCUUCAGUUCCCCCAUUUGAAGUUGAUUUGAUGUGAUGGAAUAGGAUCCUACUCUGUUGCAGCCCAUUUUUCGUCUCCCUUUGCAGAAUGGCUUUUUUUUUCUUUUUUUUUUUUUAAGUUUGGCGAACUUCUGCGCUCAUCAGUGGGCUAGGGCUUUUGAAUGAUGAUGAUUGACCUGCCUCGAGUUUUUGAUUGUGGUUGAUGUGUAGACAAAGUUGCACCGUGAUGUUCACGUUAUUUUUAUUUUUUAUUUCCUCUCCCCCCCUUGGUUUUUUAUGUGCCAGUAAAUAGUAGUUAUAGUUAAUUAGCAAGUUGAAUAAAAAAUCGAAC
Molecule: messenger RNA, 3509 nt
Organism: Coccidioides immitis RS
Lineage: Eukaryota; Fungi; Ascomycota; Eurotiomycetes; Onygenales; Onygenaceae
Product: transcriptional corepressor Cyc8
Exons: 8
Coding region: 353-2917 (854 amino acids)
Biological process (GO): regulation of gene expression
Molecular function (GO): chromatin DNA binding; protein binding; RNA polymerase II cis-regulatory region sequence-specific DNA binding
Source: RefSeq, a predicted model, not a curated record